AUGGAAAGAUCCCUCCCAGCCACCGAGCGGAAGCUGGCAGGCAAAUCGCCCUUCGAUACUCCUGACGGCGGAUACUUGACCACAGAGAAGCGUAGCAUUGAGCGUCGUCAACGGAAAGGCCAGAAUGGAGAUCAGAACCAGGAUGGGAAUGACGACUGGGAUCAAAAGAAAGGCUGGGGCGACGACGACGAUGAUAGCGACAAUUGGGAUCAAAAGAAAGGUUCGGGCAACAAGCCGUGGGGGGAUGACCAAUGGGGGCACGGGCACCACGACCAAGACAAAAUUGCCCAGUUCUGGGGGUAUCCAGCAGUUCCAUACGGCAGAUACACGGAUCAGCUGGUGUUCGUUCAGUACGUUGGCAGCAGCCUGCGCCACAUCGAAGACAUCUUCCGGGAUGGAUCUGGCGGUUUCAUUGGCAUCAGCGGCGUCGGUGUUACUGUUGAGCCUAACCAGUUUGAGACUGAAGGACGUCGCAAUGGUGGCCUACCCGGAGAGGAGAUUGUGUACGGCGGCGACUCUGAAGACCAAGGCAGAUGGAUCGCUGUUGAGAAGCCUGGACCCGACUGCAGCUGGGUUAUCUACUGGUGGGACGGAAAGUGGUUCCCAUGGCAACAAGACAGGCCAAGACGGUACGAGAAAAUCAAGGUCCUCGCCGUCGACUCCAACAACGUCGACUAUGGGUUCGAGCCGCAAUAUGAUGACGAUAAAGGUCCUGACGACAAAGGUCCUGACGACAAAGGCCCUCCGGGCGGCCAAGGUCCUCCAGGCGGCCAAGGUCCUCCAGGUGGCCAGGGCCCUCCAAGCGGCCAUGGUCCUCCUAGCGGCCAAGGUUCAAGCGGUCAAGGUUCCUGGGGCGGUCAAGGUUCUGGCAGUCAAGGUCCUGGCAGUCGAGGUACUUGGGGCGGUAACGGUUCUUGA
Mytilinidion resinicola is the source of this 918-nucleotide messenger RNA. RefSeq lists its product as uncharacterized. Lineage: Eukaryota; Fungi; Ascomycota; Dothideomycetes; Mytilinidiales; Mytilinidiaceae. The transcript has 2 exons. The record is from RefSeq and is a predicted model, not a curated record. Bases 1 to 918 code for a protein of 305 amino acids.